UUUCACCCUGUUCCAGAUCACACUGUCAUAACAACUCUCCCCUUAAAUCACCUUCACAUCCGACAACAUGGCUCCCCCGGCGUGCGCGCCCGUCGCCAAGGACGACGCGAUCCCUGCAGGCAUCCGCAAUGGCAUGCGCUUGGCCCAGCCCGGCCCUGGCGAAGAGGUGGUCAUCUCCGGGCUGGCGGGCAUGCUGCCCGACUCGGACAACGUGUACGAGUUCAGGGACAAGCUGUACAACAAGGUGGACCUCGUGUCCGACGACGACCGGCGCUGGAAACUUGACCACCCCGAGAUCCCCCAGCGUACCGGCAAGAUCAACAACGUCGGCAAGUUCGACGCGGCCUUCUUCGGCAUCCACUACAAGCAGGCGCACGCCAUGGACCCCAUGUGCCGCCUGCUGCUCGAGAAGUCGUACGAGGCGAUCGUGGACGCGGGAGUGAACCCCGGCAGCCUGUACGGCACCAAGACGGGCGUCUUCAUCGGCGCCUGCUUCUCCGAGUCGGAGAAGACCUGGUUCUACGAGAAGCUGGAGGUGAACGGCUUCGGUAUCACCGGCUGCUCGCGCGCCAUGCUCGCCAACAGGAUCUCGUACUGGUUGGGCGUCAACGGGCCCAGCUACACCGUGGACUCGGCCUGCUCCUCCUCGCUGUACGCCAUGGAGCACGCCUACAAGUCCAUCCGCGACGGCCACUGCGACAUGGCCAUCGUGGGCGGCUGCAACCUCUGCCUCCACCCCUACGUCUCCCUGCAGUUCUCUCGUCUCGGUGUCCUCUCCAGGGACGGCACCUGCAAGUCGUUCGACGAGAACGCUAACGGUUACUGUCGAUCGGAGGCCAUCGUCGUUGUGUUCCUCCAGAAGUCCAAGGACGCCAAGCGCAUAUACGCGACCCUGGUGCACGCCAAGACAAACUGCGACGGCUACAAGGAGCAGGGCAUCACCUACCCGUCCGGCCAGAUGCAGCAGCGUCUGCUCGAGGAGUUCUACCAGGAGUGCGGCGUCGACCCCCGCACCCUGGGUUUCGUCGAGGCUCACGGCACCGGCACCAAGGUCGGUGACCCCGAGGAGCUGGCCGCGCUGGACACGGUCUUCUGCACGGGCCGCAAGGACCCGCUGUGGAUCGGCUCCAUCAAGUCGUCCAUCGGUCACUCGGAGCCCGCGUCCGGCCUCUGCUCCGUCACCAAGUGCAUCCUGUGCAUGGAGACGGGCAACCUGGUGCCCAACAUACACUUCCACAACGCCCGCAAGGGCGUCAAGGGCUUCGAGGAGGGCCGCAUGCGCGUCGUGACCGACUCCACGCCCUGGCCCGGCGGCCUCAUCGGCAUCAACUCGUUCGGCUUCGGCGGCGCCAACUGCCACGUCCUGCUCCGGUCCAACCCCAAGGAGAAGGUGAACGGCGGCCAGCCCAAGGACAAGAUCCCCCGCGUGGUGGCCGUGUCCGGCCGCACCAGGGAGGCCGUCGACACCAUCCUGAACGACAUCGAGUCUCGGCCCGUGGACGCCGAGUUCGCCCGCCUGCUCCACGACGUGCACGCCGAGGAGAUCCCCGGCCACUUGUACCGUGGCUACGCUGUGCUCGGCGCGCAGGACAAGCACCGCGAGACUGAGUUCUUCCCCGGCGAGCCGCGCCCCGUCUGGUUCGUGUUCUCCGGCAUGGGCUCGCAGUGGCCCGCCAUGGCCGCCUCCCUCCUGCAGCUGCCCGUGUUCAAGGCCGCCGUGGAGGGCUGCCACCAGACGCUGCAGUCCAAGGGCGUGGACGUCAUGCAGAUCCUCACCUCCAAGGACUCCAAGACCUUCGACAACAUCCUCAACUCGUUCGUCGGCAUCGCGGCCGUCCAGAUCGGUCUGGUGGACGUGCUCCGCUGCGUCGGCGUGGAGCCCGACCGCAUCAUCGGCCACUCGGUGGGCGAGCUGGCGUGCGCCUACGCCGACGGCUCCUUCACCGCGGAGCAGACCAUCCUGGCCGCCUACUACCGCGGCCUCGCCUCGCUCGAGACCGACUUCCAGCGCGGCGCCAUGGCCGCCGUGGCGCUCGGCUACAAGGCCAUGAAGGCCCUGUGCCCGCCCGACGUGGAGGUGGCGUGCCACAACUCGGCCGACUCCUGCACCGUGUCCGGCCCCGCCGACGUGGUGGAGGCGCUGAUCGCGGACCUGGCCAAGAAGGGCAUCGCUGCCAAGGAGGUCAACUGCUCCAACAUCGCGUACCACUCACGCUUCGUGUCCAAGGCCCUGCCCAGGCUGCGCAAGUACCUGGACCAGGUGAUCCCGUCACCCGCACCCCGCUCCGAGCGCUGGCUGUCCACGUCCGUGCCCGAGAAGGACUGGGCCUCUCCCGCGGCCCGCCUCAGCUCGGCCGAGUACCACAGCAACUCGCUCGUCAACCCCGUCCUCUUCGAGGAGGUGCUCCAGCACGUCCCCGAAGACGCCCUGCUGCUCGAGAUCGCGCCCUCCCCCAUCCUCCUGGACGUGCUGCGCCGCGCCCUGCACGAGGACAACGUCGUCAUCCCCCUCACCCAGCGCGACAGCAAGGACGCCACAUCGAACCUGCUGGCCGCCCUCGGCAAGACCUUCAUCGCCGGCUGCCAGCCCAAGCUGCACAACCUGUACCCCGCCGUCGCGUUCCCCGUGAGCCGCGGCACCCCCAUGCUCUCGCCGCUGGUGCGCUGGGAGCACAGCGAGGACUGGUACGUCACCUCGUACCGCAUGCAGGAGAAGAUCAAGUCCGGCGAGCGCACCGUCAUCAUCAACGUCAACGACGAGGAGCAGGAGUACUACACCGGCCACGUCAUCGACGGCAGGAACCUGUUCCCCGCCACCGGCUACCUGGACUUGGUGUGGGAGACUGUGGGACUGAUGCGUGGUGAGAUCUACACUGACGUGAACAUCGUCUUUGAGGACGUGAGGUUCCACCGCGCCACCAACAUCAGCAAGGAAGGAAACAUCGAGUUCAUCGUCAUGGUCCAGAAGGCGUCCGGAAGCUUCGAGGUGGUGGAGGGCGGCGCGGCCAUCGUGACGGGCCGCGUGUACGUUCCCGAGGACGUCAACAAGGAGAUGGUGGACCUGCCGCCCCCAGAGAAGCCCACGGGCAAGGACCUGAUCGACAUGCAGGGCCGCGACGUCUACAAGGAACUGCGUCUCCGCGGGUACAACUACUCCGGCCUGUUCCGCAGCGUGGUCAACAUCGACAACCUCGGCCUCACCGGCAAGGUCGCCUGGCACAACAACUUCGUGGCCUUCAUGGACAACAUGCUGCAGCUGCAGAUCAUGCAGGUGGACACGCGCGGCCUGUUCGUCCCCACCUCCCUGCAGAAGCUGGUCAUCGACGCCAAGGCCCACGCCGACGCGGUGGCCGCCGCUUCCGCCGGCCUGGAGGAGGACAAGACCCCCGAGCUGUUCGCCUACGUCAUCCCCGAGAUCGAGCUGAUCCGCUCGGGCGGUGUGGAGGUGCGCGGCCUGAAGGCCAGCGCCAUCCAGAGGCGCAAGCCCCUGGGCGAGCCCGUCCUCGAGACGUACCAGUUCCUGCCGCACACCCAGCCGCCCAAGGACCGCGAGCUGGACCGCAAGUCGGCGCUGCGCUUCGCCAUGCACGUCGCCAUGGAGUCGAUCCAGAGCAUCAAGCUCAAGACCGUCGAGAUCGUGGACGCGGAGAGCCGCGAGGAGGACGGCCUCCUCUCCCCCAUCAUGUCCGAGAUCCUGGGCGACCUGCCACUCAUCCAGGCCGAGGUUCAGCUCCUGGCGCCGGCCAACCACCCCCUCAUCACCGAAGACCUGCCCUCCAACAUUGUCGUCGAGGACAAGAAGCUGGACAAGGAGCAGGGCGCCAUCGUCGUCAUGGCGACCAACCUCAGCAGCCGCACCGACGUGCUGCAGGCCGCGCUGGGCAGCAUCCUGGAGGGCGGCUUCGUCCUCUCGCGUGAGAAGCCUGGCGCCAAGCUCGUCGACGGCCUCGAGGUGUGCGUCGACCAGGUGUACGGCGAGGAGCGCAUCGUGCUGCUGCGCAAGAGCGCGCCACUCAAGGAGGCGCCCAUCGUCAUCAACGUGACCGAGACCCACUUCGACUGGCUGGAGCAGCUCAAGGACGCCAUGAAGGACGAGAAGAGCACCAAGAAGGUGAUCGUGGUGGCGCAGGGCGAGCCCGAGAACGGCAUCAUCGGCCUGGUCAACUGCAUCCGCAAGGAGCCGCCCACGGGCGACCGCUGCCGCGGCGUCUUCAUCGUGGACAAGAACGCCCCGCCCUUCGCCGUCGACCACCCUCUGUACGCCGCCCAGCUCGCCAAGGACCUGGCCACCAGCGUGCUCAAGGGCGGCCAGUGGGGCAGCUACCGUCACCUGCCCAUGGACCCCAACCCCAUGAUCACGGCGGAGCACGCCUACGUCAACGUGGGCAUCAGGGGAGAUCUCAGCACACUCAAGUGGUUCCAGGGCAGCAUCGACCCCCACAAGCCCAUCCAGCUGACCGAGGACCAGGAGUUCGUGCACGUGUACUACUCGGCCCUCAACUUCCGUGACAUCAUGACGGCCACGGGCAAGCUGGCGACCGAGGUUGCGGCGCACGGCCGCCUCAACCAGGAGUGCGUCCAGGGCCUGGAGUUCGCCGGCCGCACCCGCGACGGCCGUCGCGUCAUGGGCAUGAUGGCCAGGGGCGCGCUGUCCAACAUGAUCAUCUGCGACAAGACGCUCAUCUGGGACGUGCCCGACGACUGGUCCCUCGAGGAGGCCGUGACCAUCCCCGUCGUCUACGGCACGUCCUACUUCGCGCUGCAGCGGGCGGCCCGCAUGCAGAAGGGCGAGACGGUGCUGAUCCACGCCGGCUCCGGCGGCGUGGGCCAGGCCGCCAUCAACAUCGCGCUGCACGCCGGCUGCGUCGUCUACACCACCGUGGGCACGCCCGAGAAGCGCGAGUUCAUCAAGCAGCGCUACCCGCAGCUCACCGACGCCAACAUCUUCGACUCGCGUUCGUGCUCCUUCGAGCAGGACGUGAUGACGGCCACCAACGGCCGCGGCGUGGACAUGGUGCUCAACUCGCUGGCCGAGGAGAAGCUGCAGGCGUCCGUCCGCUGCCUGGCGCACGGCGGCCGCUUCCUCGAGAUCGGCAAGUUCGACUUGGCCAACAACAACCCGCUGGGCAUGGAGAUGUUCCUGAAGGAGACCUCCUUCCACGGCAUCAUGUUGGACAACUUGUUCGAGGCCACUCCCGAGGAGAAGAUCGAGGUGCACAACAUCGUCAAGGACGGCAUGCUGGACGGCGGCGUCCGCCCUCUCACCCGGGAGGUGUUCCCCUACGAUCAGGUGGAGGAGGCCUUCCGGUUCAUGGCGGCUGGCAAGCACAUCGGCAAGGUCCUCAUCAAGAUCCGCGACGAAGAGGCCGACCGCCUGGCCAAGCCCACGCUGUGGCCCAUGAUGGCCGUGCCGAGGUUCUCGUGCUUCAAAAACGCGAGCUACGUCGUGUGCGGAGGCCUGGGAGGCUUCGGCCUCGAGCUCGCCGACUGGCUGGUGCUCCGCGACUGCCGCAAGAUCGUGCUCACGUCGCGCACCGGCCUGCGCACGGGCUACCAGGCGCUGCGCAUCCGCACCUGGCGCUCGUACGGCGUCGAGGUGGUCAUCUCCACGGCCGACAUCACCACGGAGGCGGGCUGCAAGCAGCUGCUGCAGGAGGCCAACAAGCUGGGCCCCGUGCUUGCCAUCUUCAACCUAGCGGUCGUGCUGCGCGACGCCAUGCUGGAGAACCAGACGCCCGAGGAGUUCGCCACGUCACACGCGCCCAAGGCCGACUCGACGCGCUACCUGGACAAGCUCACCCGCACCAUGUGCCCCGCGCUCGAGCACUUCGUGUGCUUCUCGUCCGUGUCGUGCGGCCGCGGUAACGCCGGCCAGACCAACUAUGGCAUGGCCAACUCGGUCAUGGAGAGGAUCUGCGAGCGGCGGCGCGCCGAGGGCCUGCCCGGCGUCGCCGUCCAGUGGGGAGCCAUCGGGGAGGUCGGCCUCGUCGCCGAGAUGCAGGAGGAGCACACCGAGCUGGUCAUCGGCGGCACCCUGCAGCAGCGCAUCUCCUCGUGCCUGUACGUCCUGGACAGCUUCCUGCGCCAGCCCUGCCCCGUCGUGGCCUCCAUGGUGGUGGCCGAGAAGCGCGCCGGCUCCGGCUCCGGCGGCAACGUGGUGGACGCCGUCGUCAACAUCCUGGGUCUGCGCGACUUGAAGACCGUGUCCCUCCACUCCACCCUGGCCGAGCUCGGCAUGGACUCCAUGAUGGCCGUCGAGAUCAAACAGACUCUGGAGCGCGAGUUCGAGGUCUUCCUCACAGCGCAGGACAUCCGGUCCCUGACCUUCGCCAAGCUGCAGGAGAUCGCCAAGGCUUCGGCUGAGGAAGGCGGCAGCCCCAAGGAGCAGGUCGUCUCACACUCAGAGCUCCGAGAGGAGGCGCUGAGGUACCUCAUGAAGUCCAUCGGCUCGGAGGACAUGGCCGAGCAGCCCGUCAUCCAUAUGCCCAGUAAGGCGCCCCAGGACGCCAAGAACCCCGUGGCACCAGUAUUCCUCAUCCCCGGUAUCGAAGGUAUGGCCGUCAUGCUCAAGUCGCUGUGCGAGUACAUCAAGGCGCCCACACUGGUCCUUCAGCUGCCCUACAACGACGAGAAGAACACGACGAUCCAGGACUUCGCCCGGUCGGUGUACAAACACGUCAAGUCCCGCCUCGCACCCAAAGAGUCCUUCAAACUGGUGGGCUACUCGUUCGGUGGCAUGGUGUCCACGGAGCUGGUGCGCCUCCUCGAGCAGGACGGCCACGUCGGCGAGCUGGUGCUGCUGGACGGCGCGCCCGCCGGCAUGCAGGAGCUCACCAAGGUCUGGAUCAAGGAGGACGGCAACACCACAGAGCUGGAGAUGGCCGUCCUUCUCGGCCUCCUCGUCGAGCUCAAGAUCGCACCCCCUCCAAAGCUCCGUGAGGACCUGUUCAAGCUGCCCACCUGGGAAUCGCGUGUCGAGCACUUCCUGGCCAUCACCCCCAACACGCCCGGGUACAGCAAGGACCACAAGAAGAACGCCUGCGUGUCCUUCGUCAACCGGUCAAAGGCCGCCAAUGACUACAAGACACCGUCGACAGAGAAGCUGCGGUCCUCUAUCACCCUCAUCAGGCCGACGAACCAGACCUUCAAGCACGACCGGGAAGACUACGGCCUUACCGACCUGUUUGCACAGGACACCAUCCCCGUGCACUUUGUUGAGGGCGACCACAACACGAUGCUGGACAACGUGGAGACGGCCGCCAUCAUCAACGCAGUCCUGGUGGAGGGCACCGCCGGAAACAAGACGUUCGGCGACAAGGUCGCGGCGGACUCCAGGCUAAGCGCCAAGUCUCAAUGAGGGGCGACCAGCGGCCACUGAGAAAGGAGGCGUCGAAACGACACCGCUUCGACGUCUCGUCAACGUGGAAACAACGUCGAUUCGGCGUCGAUUCGACAUCGUUUUAAGAACAAUUUCUCACUGGGAUGCCAGGAUUAGAAAGCAAGACUGA
Messenger RNA from Frankliniella occidentalis (western flower thrips), 7508 nucleotides. Its product is annotated as fatty acid synthase. Gene Ontology annotation, biological process: fatty acid biosynthetic process. The record is from RefSeq and is a predicted model, not a curated record. Gene Ontology annotation, molecular function: phosphopantetheine binding; 3-oxoacyl-[acyl-carrier-protein] synthase activity; fatty acid synthase activity. NCBI's taxonomy places the organism in Eukaryota, Metazoa, Arthropoda, Insecta, Thysanoptera, Thripidae.